AUGUGGACAGUGAAGGUGAUUGGCCUCAGUGCACUGGCUGUCUCUGUCUCUGUGGAGUUGCUCUGCUGGCUUCGUCAAAGAUAUAAAGCAAGAAGAACACUCAAUGAAGUCAUAUUUUUCCCCUCUGAGUUGGCUUGUGUGGAGCAUCUCUUUAGUCCUUCACUAGCUUUUGCCUGUUACUGUGCGUUGCCUCAUGGUAUUGAGACAUCCUUUUCACGUCUUCUCCGCCAUAUCCUGUCAGCCUCCUCCUCUUUGGACCUGUGUGUUUUUGCCUUCUCAAACAUGGCCCUGGCCAGGGCAGUUCUAGCACUGCAUGAAAAGGGUGUCAUCAUACGUGUGCUCAGUGACAAAGACUACGUUGCCAUCACCGGCUCCCAGAUCGGGCCCCUUCGCAAGGCAGGCAUCUGUGUGCGCUGUGGACUGGGCUCCAUGUACACGUACAUGCAUCACAAGUUUGCUGUGGUGGACGGCAGCCUGCUCAUUACUGGCUCCCUCAACUGGACACUGACCGCAGUGCAGGCGAAUAUGGAGAACCUCAUCGUCACCACGGAGCCUGAGCUGCUGAGGCCGUUCAUCCAGGAGUUUAAUCGACUGUGGCGACUCUAUGACCCGGCACAAACCUGUAGCGUGACUGCGGUGGUUCAUGUGAAUCAUCGAGAGGAAAGGAUGAAGAUGAGACACAUGGUAGUCGUGUUGUUUUAUUUUGAAGCCCCGAGGUGGAAGCUGCUCUGUAGUUUCUGUGGAGGACGGUGGAGUCGGAGGUUUUUGCUGCUGAAUGUUGAGUCCGAGCAGCACCAGCACGACGCGAGGCUCCGCGCACAUCCAGAGAUGGCUUCUGCCCGAGAGCCAGGACAGCAGAGCCAGGAGCAGAGGGAUGAUGCGGACCAGAACUUUGACUACAUGUUUAAACUGUUGCUAAUCGGCAACAGUAGUGUAGGAAAAACCUCCUUUCUCUUCCGAUACGCGGAUGAUUCGUUUACUUCGGCUUUUGUCAGCACUGUUGGCAUCGACUUCAAAGUCAAAACCAUCUACAGAAAAGACAAGAAGGUCAAACUACAGAUCUGGGACACGGCGGGGCAGGAGCGUUACCGCACCAUAACCACAGCCUACUACAGAGGGGCCAUGGGCUUCCUGCUCAUGUAUGACAUCACCAGCCAGAACUCCUUCUGCGCCGUGGAGGACUGGGCAACCCAGAUUAAGACCUACUCCUGGGACAACGCACAGGUUGUGCUGGUGGGCAACAAGCUGGACUUGGAGGAGGACAGACAGGUCCCCACAGCGGAGGCGCGGAGGCUGGCCACAGAGCUGGGAUUCCUGUUCUUCGAGGCAAGUGCCAAAGACAACGUCCAGGUCAAGCAGGUGUUCGAUGGUCUGGUGGAUGUCAUCUGUGAAAGGAUGGAUAGUGGAUUGGACGGAGACACUGCUCUGGCUGAUGUGGCUGAUGUGGCUCCUGAGGGCCUCCCCCCAGAUCAGGGGGCUCAGAAGGGCUGCGCAUACCUCCCCCAAAACGCUGUGUGUGAAACUCGUGAGCAAAUAAAGGAAGCUUAUGACACAUGCGGCGACACAGACCUCCAGACUCUCAACGCCAACGACCUGAGCAGAGCCCACGUAUAUUGUGCCAAGAUGUGUUGUACAGGCUUACUCAAGACCAUGAUGUUCAUUUUCAAUGGCGUCAUCUUUCUGGCAGGCGCGGCCAUCUUGGCAGUGGGCAUCUGGGUGCAGGUGGACAGCGGCUCCCUCCUGUCCAUUCUGGGGGACAUAAAAGAUGCCCCCCCUGGCUUGGACCAGCUCGCUAAUGUCAGCUACCUGCUCAUCGCCGUGGGAGCCGUGCUGCUGGUGAUUGGGUUCCUGGGCUGUUGUGGCGCGGUGAAGGAGAGCCGCUGCAUGCUGCUCACGUUCUUCAGUAUCGUGCUGAUCCUCUUCAUCAUCGAGGUGGCAGCAGCUAUUGUGGUGCUUGUGUUCGAUGAUCUGGCUGAACAACUCCUCAAAGGUCUGGAAGUUGAAGUGAGGGAAGACAUCACCAACAACUAUGGAAAUAAUAAUCAAACUACAGGACUUUGGAAUAACACAAUGGAACAGUUCAAGUGCUGUGGCUUUGCAAACUACACUGACUUUGAAAAUUCUACAUUUGUGAGUGACUUUCGCCGGUAUCCGACUCCGUGCUGUAACGCCACCUACAUUGAUGGUGGCCCGUGUUUGUUAUCAGGAGCAAAGGACUCGAAAAUUACAGGCUGUUUUGAGACGUUGCUGGAGUUUAUCAAGGAAAACGCAGUGAUUGUUGCUGGUGUGGCUCUAGGUAUCGCUGUUCUCGAGAUUGCAGCUAUGGUGGUCUCUAUGGUUCUGUACAAGGACAUCGGCCGAAAGGCGUAG
Molecule: messenger RNA, 2370 nt
Organism: Knipowitschia caucasica
Lineage: Eukaryota; Metazoa; Chordata; Actinopteri; Gobiiformes; Gobiidae
Source: the annotation of a GenBank genome assembly